Messenger RNA from Drosophila navojoa, 659 nucleotides. It is a transcript of the gene mRpL40, whose product is annotated as mitochondrial ribosomal protein L40. The record is from RefSeq and is a predicted model, not a curated record. Lineage: Eukaryota; Metazoa; Arthropoda; Insecta; Diptera; Drosophilidae. Gene Ontology annotation, cellular component: mitochondrial ribosome; mitochondrial large ribosomal subunit.
CAAGUAAUCGGUUUAACCACAUACGAGAAGAAGCAGCACAUUACGCAAAAGGUGUUUCGGCUUAAAGAUUAAUUGUUUAUGAAAAAUGUCGCUGCUCAGCGCACUUGCCCGGCUCAGUCUACAGAGCAACAGUGUUGCCGCACGUUUCCUGCACACAUCGCCAGUGCUUUGCGCCGAACCCUUGAAGAAAAAGAAAAAACUCGACCCGCAAAUCAUAAAACAGAGAGAGGACCGUAAGAAAAAGAAAAUCGAGAAGCAGAUUCGCAGGCUAGAGAAGAAUGCGCGUCAACUGAAGCCGGUGGAAGAACUGGAGGUGCCUUUAGAUUUAAUUGACAACAAGGCUCAACGAGAACGAAAGCUUACUCCUUUGAGCGCAGAAGAGCUAGAACAGCGGGCACUGCUGAAGAAACAAUGGGCCCAAUACAAGCACGAGCAGAAGGUGGCAGAUUUCCAAAUUAUUGACCGCUUGGUCCAAUCACAAAACAAAGCGCUGGAGGAGCUACGACGUGAGUCCGAAGAGCUUUACCAAGCGGCCAUUGCAAUAGACAUGACACUGCUGCCCGUCUCUGUAAAAGGACCCGUCGCAACGCCCCCUAUCAAAGGCUAUAUAAGCCCUGACGGCGACUACAUACACCAGACAAUGAAGUGGGAAUAAAACG